AUGCCGAACCUCCGCCGGGUGACCGACGUGGUCUUUGCCAUUGCCGUCACUGCAGCGUGGAUAUCUGCCUCAGCAUGCGGAGAGGCGGCAUCGGCCGACAUCCAAAGAUACGAGCCUGACUGGACCAGCUUGGACGCUAGACCGCUGCCCGCGUGGUACGACCAGGCCAAGUUUGGAGUGUUCAUCCACUGGGGUGUGUACUCGGUGCCAGCGUUUGGCAGCGAAUGGUUUUGGAUGAACUGGAGAGGUAGAAAGGGCGCAAACUAUGUAAAUUUUAUGACAAAAAAUUACAAGCCAGGUUUCACGUACCAAGAAUUUGGUCCACAGUUCACCGCGGAAUUCUUUGACCCUAUGCAAUGGGCCAGUAUCAUCAAGGACUCCGGUGCAAAAUACGUAGUAUUGACCACUAAACACCACGAAGGUUACACAUUGUGGCCAUCGAAAAAAUCAUUCGGAUGGAACUCUGUAGAUGUAGGACCUCAUAAAGAUCUAGUAGGUGACCUGAGCAGAGCCAUAAGAAGUUUAAAUAAGACUCGGUUUGGGGUGUAUCAUUCGUUAUACGAAUGGUUUAACCCACUUUGGUUACAGGACAAACAAUCAAAUUUGACCACUAACACAUUUGUGACCGAGAAAGUACUCCCAGAACUUUACGAAUUGGUGAACCAUUACAAACCUGAAAUCAUAUGGUCGGAUGGUGAAUGGGAAGCGCCAGACACUUACUGGGAUUCGUUGAACUUCCUCGCAUGGCUCUAUAACGAUAGUCCUGUCAAAGACACAAUAGUCGUGAAUGAUCGAUGGGGUGGCGAUACACUAUGCAAGCAUGGUGGAUUUAUGACCUGUGCAGAUAGAUAUCAACCAGGGAAGGUGAUUAGUCGAAAAUGGGAAAACGCUAUGACAAUUGAUAAGUAUUCGUGGGGCUACAGAAGGAAUGCUAGAGCAUUAGAUGUAUUCUCAAUACAGAAUUUAAUCACUCAAUUAGUCGAAACAGUAAGCUUUGGAGGUAAUUUGUUACUAAACAUUAGUCCUACUAGUGAUGGCAUGAUACCGCCAUUACACGAAGAACGUUUGUUACAAAUUGGCCAAUGGUUGUCCGUUAAUGGAGAAUCUAUUUUUAAUACAAAUCCAUGGUUAACGUGUCAAAAUGAUACACAACAUCCACACUUGUGGUAUACACGUGGAAAAAAUACUUCGACAAUUUAUUCGAUAGUUUUGCAAUGGCCCGAUAGUAAUUUACUCAACUCUGCGUGUCUGGACAAAUUAAAUAUCGAGUCUAUUGUUAUGCUGGACACACAAAGUAAACUCAAGUGGAGUCAAAAGGCAGAAGGCGGUUUGUUAAUUAAGCUAGAUGAUAAAUCGAAAACCAAAACUGAUUGGGGCUGGGCUUUACGCGUGACUUUGAAUAUUUAAGGAUUUUUUCGAGAACUGUAUCCUUUCAUUUGUACAAGUAAUAUUUCAUAAGAAACAAUCGUGCCAAACAUCUACAACAAAAAUAUAUAUUUAUACACUGAAAUUAACGAGUAAAAUUGAUAAACAAAUUUAAAUUAGGUAUAGGUACUAUAUACUCACAGUUAAUAAGAACCUUCUGGUCAUUAAAAACAUGUGGCUCCCGGUUAGUCCAAUAUGAUCUUUUUGAAUUUGUAACAAAAAAAAAUCCACCUAAUUAAAUUUUAUUAAAUAUACAGUUAAUUACCUUUUAAAUUACUAUACUGUUAAGUUAGGUUAACGUUUAUUAAUAAAUUAUAAUAAACUGAACUCACCUCGUUACAAAAUGAUUGUUGUGGUAUUUCAUAAAGCGAUCUUUUCGGUAAUUUGCUAUUUUCGUAUAUUUUAACGGAGCACAGACAUAAUAAACAUCCUCUCAAUGAAGAAACCAUAAACGAAAGUAUGGCAUGAACGUAGUGACUUAGACUAAAAUGUUCAUUUGUUCGCCUGAAUAUAAUAGUAUAAAUAACCACAAAAUACACAAGCUAAAAUUUAAGUUAAUGUUGAAACAUAAAAAAAUUAUUUUUAUUUUUGUUUGUUUAGAAAUAGAUGUAGAUAGGCAUUUACUUUAAAUUAUAUUAUUUGGGUUAAUGGUUUUUUUAAUGAUAUCGGAACAUAUUAAAUUAGAUAUCAAUGAUUGUCAGUUUGAUUUAAAUUUUUCAACCAUUUAGAUAAUAAUGAUAAUUUAAUUUAAAAUCUAGAAAUAAGAUGUGAAGAACCGAAGACUCGUUGUAAUUUAGAGUAUUUGUAUUUUUAAAUAUGAGUUAUAUAAUCGUUUCCUAUUUGAAAUUUUUUAUGUAAAAAGCAUGAAAAAUAAAUUUAUUUUUAAUAAAUAAUAAAUAUACAUA
Molecule: messenger RNA, 2330 nt
Organism: Aphis gossypii (cotton aphid)
Lineage: Eukaryota; Metazoa; Arthropoda; Insecta; Hemiptera; Aphididae
Gene: Fuca
Product: alpha-L-fucosidase
Exons: 9
Coding region: 1-1407 (468 amino acids)
Biological process (GO): glycoside catabolic process; fucose metabolic process
Cellular component (GO): lysosome
Molecular function (GO): alpha-L-fucosidase activity
Source: RefSeq, a predicted model, not a curated record